AUGAACAAGAUUAAACAGAUAAACCAGAUAAACCAGAAGGAAUUGGCCUCGAAAUCGAUAUCAUAUAAAUCCUCAUGGCAUUACGAUUACAGAGAUACCAAUUACAUUUAUAUUGGGAACAUACCUCAAUCAAUAACUGCUAAGGAAUUAAUUGUGAUAUUUAGUCAAUAUGGAGUACCGACACAUCUUAAUUUGGUAGGUGAUAAUAGUGGAAAAGAAGGCGAAGGUGGCGAAGGAGGCAAAGGAGGACAUCGUGGAUUUGCGUUUUUGAAAUAUGCCAAUUUCAAAAGCUGUAUAUUGGCGAUUGACAAUUUUAACGGUAUUAAACUUGGUGAUCGAAUAUUGAGAGUAGAUCAUAAUUAUUACAAAUUACAUGCUAACGAACGAGAAGACGAUUAUUUGAUUGAUUAUCGAGAGAUUGAAUGCGAGGUUAAGAGGGAGGCUCUAGAGGGAGAUACGAAGUUGUUGAUCGAGGAUCAAAGGGAGGAGAAGGAGGAGAAGGAGGAUGAAUUUGCUGACCCAAUGGAACAAUUUAUAAAGGAUAGCAAGAAACAGUCAAGUAAUCGAAAAGAUCGUCGGCAUAAAUCGCAUAGGUCGUCUGGUACCAAGAGAGAAAGAACGAGGUCACCUUUGAGGAGGAGAGACAUGUCGAGAUCACCGUCGAGGUCACCAUUGAGGACACCAUCGAGGUCACCGUCGAGAGAUAGGACUUAA
Lodderomyces oxycetoniae is the source of this 714-nucleotide messenger RNA. RefSeq names its product U2 snRNP complex subunit. The record is from RefSeq and is a predicted model, not a curated record. Bases 1 to 714 code for a protein of 237 amino acids. Gene Ontology annotation, cellular component: catalytic step 2 spliceosome; precatalytic spliceosome; U2 snRNP. Gene Ontology annotation, molecular function: RNA binding. Gene Ontology annotation, biological process: mRNA splicing, via spliceosome. The transcript has a single exon. NCBI's taxonomy places the organism in Eukaryota, Fungi, Ascomycota, Pichiomycetes, Serinales, Debaryomycetaceae.